Molecule: messenger RNA, 1627 nt
Organism: Momordica charantia (bitter melon)
Lineage: Eukaryota; Viridiplantae; Streptophyta; Magnoliopsida; Cucurbitales; Cucurbitaceae
Source: RefSeq, a predicted model, not a curated record
GCCCCAAAGAAGGGAGGAAAAAACGUCUGCUUUCACGAACAAAUCCGGGCUCUCUUCGCGCCGGGAAGUCAUUUUCGCUGUAACAAAGUUUCAUUUAACAAUGGCUAUCUCGAUAACUUUUUGCUUCCAUUGACGGCCGCGAUGCCCUGAGAUUAGUUUGAUAGGGUAUUUUCUUCAGUACAGUGAUUUCCUCCGUCUUCUGAAAGUUUUUCCGGAGCAUAACACUAUGACCGAUAUCGCAAAAUCAACCUCGAAAGAGGAGAUUGAGAAACUUGAAACCAAGCCCAAGCGCGAGGCAGAUGUUGAAGAUCCCGAUGUUACUACGAAGAAGUUUAAAACGGAAGCUGCUGCUGAUUCUGGAGACUGUACCGGCAGAAAGUUGGAAGCUGGUAACGGUGAUGAAGAAGAUAAGAUCGUCAAGAGGGAAGUCGAGCUUGAAAUUGAAGCGGAUGCGGCGGAGGAUAAAGGGUCCAGGCAUACAAUGGAGGAUGCCUGGGUUUUGCUUUUGGAUGCGAGCUUGGAUUCUCCUGGGAAGUUGAGAUGUUCACAUUUUGCUAUCUACGACGGACAUGGGGGCCGAUUAGCUGCCGAUUACGCUCAAAAGCAUUUGCAUACAAAUGUUCUCUCGGCUGGGUUACCACGUGAGUUGUUGGAUGUAAAAGCAACUAAAAAGGCUAUACUUGAUGGUUUCCGGAAAACUGAUGAGUCUCUUCUUCAAGAAAGCUCUGCAGGGGGAUGGCAGGAUGGCGCUACUGCUGUUUGCCUUUGGAUAUUAGGUCAAACGGUUUUUGUUGCUAAUGUUGGUGAUGCUAAAGCAGUUGUAGCACGAUCUUUGACUGCUGACAAAUCGUCAAAUAAUCCUAAUGGUGGAAGCUCUUUAAGGGCUAUCGUUUUGCUGGUGGUGUUGUUGGUUCAAACGGUCGACUGCAGGGCCGGCUUGAAGUUUCUCGAGCACUUGGAGAUCGCCAAUUUAAAAAGUUGGGCGUUAUUGCAAUCCCAGACAUUCAUUCUUUCGAAUUGACUGAUAGGGAGCAUUUUAUCAUUCUCGGAUGUGAUGGACUUUGGGGGGUUUUUGGACCAAGUGAUGCUGUCGAUUUUGUGCAGAAAUUAUUGAAGGAUGGCUUGCCCAUAACAUCAAUAAGUCGACGUCUUGUGAGGGAAGCUAUUCGUGAGCGGCGCUGCAAAGAUAACUGUACUGCAAUCAUCAUUGUCUUCAAGCCCAAAUUAUUAAGCAGGAAAUAAUCAGGAAUGAUGUGAGAUUUGUGUUACUGAUACUGUACAAGCAAGCUCCCAAGAUGUUUUCUUUUUUGUACAAGUGGACUGCUUAGUUAGAGACGUCAAGGUUUUGGAACUGAUGUGGAAGCAGUGGGGUACCCAGUGAACCAUUUUGUGUGAAGCAAUUUCAGUUUCAAGAUUUUGUGAGAUACCGAUGUUAUUACCUUCCAACAAUAUUACGCAAGUAGAGCUUUUUCUUAGUUGUUUGUAUGCUGGUUGAAUAUGUGUAAACAACUACUAUAGUGUUGAUUUCAUGCUUAGAUAUGUAUUCUUGUUCAUGACCAAACAAUCAGGAGUGAUGAUUUCAUGAUUAGAACUCAAUUAUAUUCAUAACUAAAAUCACUAAAAACUA